GCUCGGCUUGUUCCUACCCGUCGAUAACGUGACUGUAGGGAAACGAACAAGAACACUUUAAAAUCUUCGAAAUCCUUGUAUGGAGAUUUGAAGAAUGGCUUUUAACUUUAGAUACACACGAUAUUCAGCCUUUUGCCAUUUGAUCCUCGGUGGAUUGUGCAUCAUUUUUGGCAUAGCUGAUCGAGCCUCCAUGUAUGAUCCAGAUGCUUUUCAGACUGAAGGAGUGAUUGCAAUCUGGAUGGGUGCUUGGUUCUUCAUGACCGGGAUUCUUGGAUGCUUUGCUACUCAACGCAUUCCAAACAGUGCAAGACCCAAUGCUCCCUUGGUUGGCACCUACUUGGCAUUCUCCAUUGUGGGAACUGUGUUUGCUGGAACGAUGAUUAUUUGCUAUAGCAUCGGAAUUGCUAUAAUUGCGUCUUCUGGAAGAGCUAGCACAGAAACCUGCAAUUCAGAUGGUGAAUGUACAUGGACACCCUCUUCACCUAAAUGCCCAAAUAAAUGCCGAGUAAGUGUUGGAUUGGGUGCCAUGAUCAUUAUCUUUGCUGUUGUUGAAUUUGGUGUUGGUAUCUGGUCUUCCAUCUGCUGUUGUAUGGGUUACGAGUGCUGUUGCUGCGACACGUCUACUCCACAACAAAUGCACCAGGGACAGAUUGUCUACCUUCAAACUCAAGGAGGUCCUGUUGGUGCUUAUGUCAUGACUCAGGGACCUAAUGGGAUGCCUGUGGCUGUCCCAGCAAUGACUGGAGGACCUGUCUAUCCGGCACCAAACCAGGAUGUGGAUGGACAAGGGUAUAUGAUGCAGACUCGUCCACAGGGUGCAAUGGCUGUAACACCUACACACCAAGUACAGGGUUUUCCUACCUCCAUUGCCCAGCAACCAGUUGUGACAACUCAGCAUGCAUUUAAUGCUCCUACCACUGGCUAUAGAGUGUAACCAGCUUCAGUGUCUUGAAUACUUUUGAUAAAGAAAAAGACAUACCUCAAUGUUCAACAAAUGGUUUUUGACUCGGUUUAUAGCUUAGACUAUCAUGAUAACAUUAACCGAGAGUGGUAAACUCUUUGAAGUUAAAUUUGUAGGAGUAAUGUAAUGUAAUGUAAUGUAAUGUAAUGUAAUGUAAUGUAAUGUAAUGUAAUGUAAUGUAAUGUUCAGUUUAAAUUAUUUGGUUUUUUUUUCUUGAUCAAGAAAGCAGUCAAACUGCAAACUUUUAUUGUAAAGGGCAGACUUGUUAUGAUGAUAAUGAUGAUGAUGUUAAAUUAAGAUAAAAAUGUUGCUGAUAAAAUAAUGAAAAUUACCACGAAAGUGGUUCUUCUUUGUUAAUUUUCAUAACUUUUAAAAUUUACAUUCAAUCUUGGAGGACCUCCCUGAUUCAAUACAUUGAUAGUCAUAUUAGAGGAACCAGAAGGAUACAUGCAGGUUAAACCAUACAUCUCCUAACAAUAUUCAAAGAAAAUGUAGAAUAUGUGGUCUUUUGGGCCGUAAUAUUUGUAAUGAAUGGAAUUUUUAAGGAAUGUAACCAGAUACGUUUAUAUUAAUC
This is a messenger RNA of Actinia tenebrosa (Australian red waratah sea anemone), 1535 nucleotides long. RefSeq lists its product as uncharacterized. The record is from RefSeq and is a predicted model, not a curated record. Gene Ontology annotation, cellular component: membrane. NCBI's taxonomy places the organism in Eukaryota, Metazoa, Cnidaria, Anthozoa, Actiniaria, Actiniidae.